AUGGCUGCUGUUGUCCAACAGAACGACCUAGUAUUUGAAUUUGCUAGUAACGUCAUGGAGGAUGAACAACAGCUUGGUGAUCCAGCUAUUUUUCCUGCCGUAAUUGUGGAACAUGUUCCUGGUGCUGAUAUUCUCAAUAGUUACGCAGGUCUAGCCUGUGUGGAAGAGCCCAAUGACAUGAUUACUGAGAGCUCCCUGGAUGUCGCUGAAGAAGAAAUCAUAGAUGACGAUGAUGACGACAUCACCCUUACAGUUGAAGCUUCCUGUCAUAAUGGGGAUGAAACAAUUGAAACUAUCGAGGCUGCUGAGGCUCUCCUGAAUAUGGAUUCUCCUGGCCCUAUGCUGGAUGAAAAACGAAUAAAUAAUAAUAUAUUUAGUUCAUCUGAAGAUGACAUUGUUGUUGCCCCAAUCACCCAUGUAUCCGUCACAUUAGAUGGGAUUCCUGAAGUAAUGGAAACUCACCAGGUUCAAGAGACAUAUGCACACUCACCGGGAGCCUCAUCGCCAGAACAACCCAAGAGAAAGAAAGGGAGAAAAACCAAACCACCACGACCAGAUUCCCCAGCCACUACACCAAACAUUUCUGUGAAGAAGAAAAACAAAGAUGGGAAGGGAAACACAAUUUAUCUUUGGGAGUUUUUACUGGCACUGCUCCAGGACAAAGCUACUUGUCCUAAAUAUAUAAAAUGGACCCAGCGAGAAAAAGGCAUUUUUAAAUUGGUAGAUUCUAAAGCAGUAUCCAGGUUGUGGGGAAAGCACAAAAACAAACCUGAUAUGAACUAUGAGACCAUGGGAAGAGCUCUCAGGUACUAUUACCAAAGGGGUAUUCUGGCAAAAGUGGAAGGUCAGCGCUUGGUGUAUCAGUUUAAGGAAAUGCCAAAAGAUCUUAUUUAUAUAGAUGAUGAGGAUGCAAGUUCCAGCAUAGAGUCUUCAGAUCCAUCCCUGUCUUCAACAACCACUUCAAGUAGGAACCAAGCAAGCCGAUCGAGAGUGUCUUCAAGUCCAGGGAUAAAAGGAGGAGCCACUACCGUUCUAAAACCAGGGAAUUCUAAAGCUGCAAAACCCAAAGAUCCUGUGGAAGUUGCACAGCCAUCAGAAGUUCUGAGGACAGUGCAGCCCACACAGUCUCCAUACCCCACCCAGCUCUUCCGGACUAUUCAUGUAGUACAGCCAGUACAAGCUGUCCCAGAUGGAGAAGCAGCCAUCACCAACUGCGUGCAGGAUGAAACAUUAAAUUCUUCCGUUCAGAGUAUUAGGACUAUACAGGCUCCAACCCAAGUUCCAGUGGUCGUGUCUCCUGGGAAUCAGCAUUUGCAUACAGUAACACUCCAGACAGUGCCAAUCACAACAGUUAUAGCCAGCACAGAUCCAUCAUCAGGUGCUGGAUCUCAGAAAUUUAUUUUGCAAGCUAUUCCAUCAUCACAGCCCAUGACAGUACUGAAAGAAAAUGUCAUGCUACAGUCGCAGAAGCCAGGCUCUCCUCCUUCAAUUGUCUUGAGCCCUGCCCAUGUACAGCAGGUUCUUACUAGCAACGUUCAGUCCAUUUGCAAUGGAACCGCCAGUAUGGCUUCAUCUCCGUCCUUCAGUGCUACUACACCUGUGGUGACCUUUUCUCCUCGCAGUUCACAGCUGGUUGCUCACCCACCUGGCACUGUAAUCACUUCAGUUAUCAAAGCUCAAGAAACAAAAACUCUUGUACAGGAAGUAGAGAAAAAGGAGGUCGAAGAUAAUUUGAAAGAAGACACUGAGAAAACUGAGCAACAGCCACAGCCUUAUGUGAUGGUGGUAUCCAAUUCCAAUGGAUUUACCUCUCAGGUAGCUGUGAAACAAAAUGAACUGCUGGAACCUUCCAACUCUUUUUAAUUAAUAUACCAAAGGAAUUAUGGCUGAUUGUUUUGUAAUUGAAUAUUUCCAGUCAUAUGCAAACUAUGUAAUUGAUUCUAACAUAAGUUCUACAGAUAUUCCUAAUUUUGUAGUUUACUGUCAAAAAUAAUAAUUUAGAGUUAAUUUUGACUUUGUUAGAUGAGGGAGGAAAACCCAGGUGUUUCUCUUUGUUCUCCAUGUGUUUCAGAAUUCAAUUGUGAAGGAACAGGAAUUUUAUACUAUGAAGACAUUCUUUUGAGAUUUUUUCAGUUGCUAUAUAAGAAUUUUUAAAGCUUCUUUUUUAAUUUUACAUUGUAUUAGCUUUUCUGAUUCUUUUGUAAAUAGAGUACUUCAAUAUAAGGCAACAGGAAAUUUAUAUAGGAACUAUUUUCAUUCCACUUGUGUAAGUUAAGUCUUGACUCUUUCAAAUGCAAGACACCUAUUUUAUGCUUUGUUAAAAUUAUGAUUUCACUUAGAUUGACCAGUUGGUUGCACUGUAUAAUGAACCAUGAAUAUGUAAAAAUAACAUUGAAAAUUGGAAUGUGCCCAUGAUAUGGCCAAACCCUGUUCCAGAAGCAGGAUAGUGGCUCUCCUGCUAACUUGUGUAACCUUGGGCAAGCCACUUGAUCGUUUUGGGCCUCACUUCUCUCAUAAAAGAAAAGGGUGCAUUGGAUUAGACUAGAUGAUCUCCAUUUUCCUUACUAGUUCUAAAUUUUAUGAUUCCAACUCCUAUAUUUUAAAGUUGUAUCAAUUAAAACAUUGUCAGAUUGUUUCCUAAUGUAAAUAUUAAGCUAAAAAAUUGCAGAAAAGUAAGUGGCCCUACAAAAUUCAUUCUUCUAUUAUCUGUAAGAUCUGCUACGAACCUGAAUUCCUAAAUACUUUUUGUUCAUUAACUCUUUAGGCCACUGUGCACUGUGGUCCCUUAGUAAACUUAUGUUGCUGAGUGCUAAGUGAUAUACUGCUAUUCUGAAAGAGUCAAGGUUCUUUCUUAAGGGCCCAGAAAGCAACAAAGCCUUGGGCUAAUCUGUCUGAGUAGUCAGUUGCUAUAAAAGCAUAAUUGCUUUAUAUUUUGGAUCAUUUUUUUACUGGGAGUGAGGGGGAGGGGAGUACAUACAAAGAUAAUAUACAUAUAUAUCCAAGAUUCUGAAAUGAAAUAGUUUUUAGACUACUUUUUCAACUGUAAAUAAUGUACAUUUAAUUUCACAAGAAAAAUUGUUUUCUGCAAAUUUUCUAGUAUAGCAAAGAAAUUUUUGUAGAUGAAAAAUCGUUAUGUUUAGAGGUCUAAUAUUAUAUGUUUUCAUAUUACAGAGUGAAUUUGUAUUUAAACAAAAAUUUAAAUUUUGGAAUCCUCUAAACGUUUUUGUAUCUUUAAUUGGUUUAUUAUUAAAUAAAUCAUGUAAAAAUUCUCA
Molecule: messenger RNA, 3272 nt
Organism: Equus caballus (horse)
Lineage: Eukaryota; Metazoa; Chordata; Mammalia; Perissodactyla; Equidae
Source: RefSeq, a predicted model, not a curated record